This is a messenger RNA of Pseudovirgaria hyperparasitica, 447 nucleotides long. RefSeq lists its product as uncharacterized. The record is from RefSeq and is a predicted model, not a curated record. The coding region runs from base 1 to 447 and encodes 148 amino acids. The transcript has 2 exons. Lineage: Eukaryota; Fungi; Ascomycota; Dothideomycetes; Acrospermales; Acrospermaceae.
AUGCCUCCACAGCCAGAACAACUCACCGUAAGACCCUCCGAGCCCCCUUCCUCCAAAUCCAAAGACGACACCGCUCCUCCCAUCUCCCCCGUUGUUCGCUCUGGCUCCUUCCCGCACAAGACGACAUCCGCGGCCGCAAGCCAGCCCUUCAUCGACAUCGCCACCAGAAGCAUAAACAGCGUACCAGUCGAACUGGAUGGCACACCCACAUCACCCCAAACCCAGCGAGCGCGUAGCGGCAGCGUUGCAUCAAUAGACAAAAAUCUUGCGCAAAAGAAGGCCGAAGAAACACCAGAGCAGCGUGAGGCACGCCUGCGUGAUCCGGCCGUGCUGACAGAGAUCCCGAAGACACCUGGCGCUGACGAAUUGGCCGUGGCGGAGAAGCGGAGGAGGGAUAGCGUGGGCAAGCCGGAAGACACGAAGAUUGCGGAUGGGAGCGCGGCGUAG